Molecule: messenger RNA, 4356 nt
Organism: Drosophila innubila
Lineage: Eukaryota; Metazoa; Arthropoda; Insecta; Diptera; Drosophilidae
Gene: sp3
Product: phosphatidylinositide phosphatase SAC2
Exons: 12
Coding region: 138-3575 (1145 amino acids)
Biological process (GO): regulation of endocytic recycling; phosphatidylinositol dephosphorylation
Cellular component (GO): early endosome; clathrin-coated endocytic vesicle
Molecular function (GO): phosphatidylinositol-4-phosphate phosphatase activity
Source: RefSeq, a predicted model, not a curated record
ACACCAGCAACCAAAACAGUUAGUUGAAGAAAGAGUGAAAAAUGGAACGGAAUUGAUUGUAAAAAAGAUUGUUUUAAUUGUUAAGUGCAUGUGUAUAAUGUCGCAAAUAAUAUAGUAAGCUAAAUACCACUAUAACCAUGGAGGUUUUCCAAACGGAUACACAUUAUAUAUUCGUGAAGCGUGAUAAGAGUCUCUGGUGGAAUCGCAAGACAUCGGAAUUCACAAUCAAGCCAGGAUGGGAUCUCAGCUCGGUGGAAGACAUUGAAUGUAUUGGUGUCACACAUGGAAUUGUGGGCGUCAUCUCUCUGCCCAAUGUUUAUGAGCCACAUUUGGUGGUCAUUAAGGAGGCAACAGCUGUGGGCGUGCUUUACCCGCCACAUUUGGUCUACAAAAUCAAAUCUAUUUGCAUACUCAGCGCCGAUGUGCCGGAUUCUGAGCUGCCCAACUGUACCAAGCACACAAAAAGCAACAGCUCUACGCCCACACACAGCGCAUCCUCAAACAACAAUAAUGCGAGCGGAAUAGCUGCGCCCUUGCCCGGCUCAAAGAGCACAAAGAUCUUAGAGGGUAUGAAGUUUGGAGUGUUGGGAGCUGUAAAGAUGGCUGGUAAUACGAUUAAGGCCACCUCAAAACUGGCAACCAAACAGGUGAAGAAUUCGGUGGGCAUACGCGAGCCAGGGCACAUUGAAAGACGGAUUACCGAGGAGCUGCACAAGAUCUUCGAUGAUACGGACAGUUUCUACUUCAGUUUCGACUGCGACAUUACCAACAAUCUGCAGAGGCACGAGGUGAAGGUGGACAAUGCGCAGCCUCAGCCAGAUGAAAGAUUCUUCUGGAACAAGCAUAUGAUCAGGGAUAUAAUAAAGAUGAAUGACAAAACAUGGAUACUGCCCAUCAUUCAAGGCUUUAUGCAAGUGGAAGCUUGUGUCAUUGGCAACGAUUGCUUCACAUUGGCUUUGGUCUCGCGACGUUCGCGUCAUAGAGCGGGAACACGAUACAAGCGUCGUGGAGUGGAUGAAAAGGGCAACUGUGCCAAUUAUGUGGAAACUGAGCAGAUUCUUUCAUUCCGUCAUCAUCAGUUGUCCUUCACGCAGGUGCGCGGCUCAGUGCCCAUUUUCUGGAGUCAACCCGGCUACAAAUACCGCCCACCACCUCGUCUCGAUCGUGGCUUGGCCGAAACACAUCAAGCCUUUGAGCUACAUUUUACCAAAGAGUUGUCCAUCUAUGAACGGGUCUGCAUUGUUAACCUUGUGGAGCAGAGUGGCAAGGAGAAAUUGAUUGGAGAUUCCUUUGCGGAGCAUGUGAUAAAAUACAACAACGAACUUUUAAUCUAUGUCACAUUCGAUUUUCACGACUAUUGUCGUGGCAUGCGCUUCGAGAAUGUCUCAGCCUUGAUUGAUGCAGUUGGACCAGAGGCAGGCGCCAUGGGAUUUCAUUGGCGAGACCAGCGUGGCAUGAUUUGCAAUCAGAAGUCAGUUUUUCGAGUCAACUGCAUGGAUUGUCUGGAUCGCACGAAUGUGGUACAAACGGCAAUUGGCAAAGCUGUGCUGGAGUCUCAACUUGUUAAAUUGGGACUCUCACCGCCGUACUCGCCGAUCCCUGAGCAGCUGAAGUCGCCAUUUAUGGUGCUCUGGGCAAACAAUGGUGACAUAAUAAGCAGACAAUAUGCGGGCACGAAUGCUUUGAAGGGUGAUUACACUCGCACCGGAGAGCGUAAAAUCAGCGGAAUGAUGAAAGAUGGCAUGAACUCAGCCAAUCGCUUUUUCAUACAAAACUUUGCCGACUCGUUCCGUCAGUGCAUUAUCGAUCUGAUGCAGGGCGAACUGAAGCAGGCGACAGAACUGAAAGAGGAUGAAAUCCUAGAGACCAUUAUGCAAAUACUGACACCCGAAUUCCAACCACCAUUACGUGGCUAUUACAAUGCAGGCGUCUUGGGACCUGAGCUAAAGUUGAUUGAAUCGAUUGCCUUGAACAGCUAUUAUCUGGCCCGAUUUAAGGACUCUUAUCGUCAGGCAACUAUCGAUCUUAUGCUGGGCAAUCAAGUCUCUUCGGAAUCGCUGAGUGCAUUGGGUGGCCAAGCGGUACCCGAAGAAAACGAUGGUGAAAGUGCUGAGCACGCGAAGAUGUUGGUAGAGGAUUGUCGCCGUUUGUUGUUAAGCUCAGAACAGUAUCCAGUUGGUGCUUGGGGUCUCAUCGAUGCGGAUCCUAGUUCUGGUGAUGCCAGUGAAACCGAGGUGGACUCCGUUUUGUUGCUAACAGAUGAUUGUUACAUUGUGGCCGAGUAUGAUUCGCAUCUGGAUAAGAUCGUGCGCUUUGAGAAGGUGCAUCUUUCGCAGAUGCGUCUCAUUGAACUGGGCAUGCAUCAGGAAACCAAAAUGUUCCAAGGCUCACCGCCUGCUCAUCUCUGUUUGCGUCUUAACUACUGUGUCGAUCAUCAAGAAGGAUACUUUCACAUGUUUCGCUCGGCAAAUUUGCGUUUCUUCAAUAAUGCGGCGUUUGUAAUAAAGACGCCUGAGGAACUCGCCGAGUCCCUCACAGCUAUUGUGGACAUGUUUCGAAUUGCAUUAGAAAACGCAGGCAAUUCAGAUGUUCGAUUUAUCAACGGCGGAGUUUUGCAGCGACGGAAGAGUAAGCUGCCCCUGCUGGAUGUGCCCAAGGGAAUGCCACGUAACCUAUCCGAAUCUCAGCUGGUGCAGCUCAGUUCCAAGGCGCUGUCCAACGUUGCCGGGCAGUUCUCGAAACUGGGCCAGACAUUUAAGAAGCCACAAAACACAGCACAACCAAGCAAUCGCGCCGCCACAAUUAAUCCUCAAGUAAUGCGUCAAGGAGAGGAUACAGGUGUAGAUGUUGGAAUGGAAGCUGAGAAGGCCAUUUUUACCGUUGGAGGCAAGAAGCGUGCCUCGAAUAGCACCAGCAGCACAGACACCGAAGAGCAUGACAAUAGCCUGUAUGAGCCCGAUGUGGAUUCGGAUGUCGAGAUUGCUUUAGAUAAGUCCAAUUACAAUGAAAAUGCCUUUUUGCCCUCGGUGGGCAUCGUAAUGGGCAGCCAAAAGGAGCAUCCAAGUUCGUCGAAUAGUAUGCAACAGUUGAAGCAAAAGGAUAGCAUGUGCAAGACAUCUGAGGAUGUGCUUACUAUCUCUAUAAGUACGGUGAUGGAUAAUGUUACCUUGCCCAAUGGUUUACUGGAGAAUGCGCCGCCCGUGCGUCCAAUAACGCCAAAUCCUCAAAUUUGUAUUCAGGCCCAGGAGGCAAGGGAGGUGGAUGUCGAUGAAGAAUUGGUGAAGCCUUUAUCAAGUGCCGCUGCCAAUGACUUGAAUCUGCAGCUGGGACAGCCAGCUAAUCUAGAAGCCAACAAGCUGAAACAACUAACCAGUCCUCUCUCUAAGUUGGCCAGAGGAAUGCAGAACAUUGGCUUGAAUCUGGAUCCGCGUAAAAUUGCGACCAAGACCGGUGUGCUCUCUCCCACGAAUGUUUCGGCGGAUAACACUCCUCCGGAACGCGAUCCCGGCACACGAGAUCAAUUAUUAGAGUUGUGGGCAGCUCAGCAAUGUAAAACCAAACUGAUUGCGCUGUAAAAGGAUUGAACUUUCAUGAAUUCAUGCAGUGAUAUACAAAUCUAUUCUUUAUUAAUUAUUCACUCUAAAGCUCACCAGGUUAAUUCAAGAUGUUUUCCGUAGCACUUCCAUUAUUAGGGAAAAUAAAUUUAAAACGUUAGUCGUACGUGCACGAUAUUUGCAAUUUUUGUGAUUGUUACUAGGGUUUUACUGUAGUUCGUUAACUAAUUUAUUUGCGUGUAUAAAGUUCAUCGAGUUUGAAAUGCUUUAUUCAAUUAAACACCAAGAGCAAUUGCUUAGAAUAGAUUUGAUUCAACGAGUAUUAUUAUUCAAUUAUAGCGAGUUUUCUCAACACACUGCUUAUGAAAUGCAAAAGUUAUACGUACAUCGGAUUAGUAACAAUAGUAAAAUCUUUACACUAAUAACCAAAAGCAAACUAAAAGACAAGCAAGACAAACAAAAGACUUGGCUUAAGCUACAUUUUUUCUACACGAAACACAAUUUUUUGGCUAGCAUAUACACCACAUUAUGAAAAGAAACUAAUCACAGUUGAAAAGUUCCAGAAUUAUAGAUUAAGGAGAACACCAAUAAUUUUUGUGCGAACCUAAAGGAUUUAGAAAAGCCAACGAUAUACACUGAGUAGAGAGAAAUUAGUAGAUGAGCAAAUAAUUACCGCAAGUAUGAUGUAUUUUACUAAUCAUAGCAAUGUUUUAUGUAGAUGUAAUAUGAUGUAGAAUUAUGUAUGUACAUAUGUGCCACCGAUUACUUAGAAAUAUAUACUUAUGUGUUAAACAGCUUAAAA